Erpetoichthys calabaricus (reedfish) is the source of this 832-nucleotide messenger RNA. RefSeq names its product gastrula zinc finger protein XlCGF7.1-like. Gene Ontology annotation, cellular component: nucleus. The record is from RefSeq and is a predicted model, not a curated record. The transcript is spliced from 2 exons. NCBI's taxonomy places the organism in Eukaryota, Metazoa, Chordata, Cladistia, Polypteriformes, Polypteridae. Bases 151 to 804 code for a protein of 217 amino acids.
AUCAAACUUCACUGCUGUUCUGAAUGUGACAAACCGUUUGUACAGAGAAGCCAUCUUCUGCUCCACCAAAGAAUUCAUACAGAAGAGAAGCCAUAUUGCAGUUCUGAAUGUGGCAAACAAAUCUCACACCGUAAUACAUUCCUGAUACACAUGAAAACUCACACAGGAGAGAAGAUGUAUUGCUGCUUUGAAUGUGGCAAAAAGGUUUCACAGAGAAGCCAUCUUCAGAUCCACCAAAGAAUUCACACAGGGGAGAAGCCAUAUGACUGUUCUGAAUGUGGGAAAAAGUUUUCACAGAGAAGCCAUCUUCGGAGCCACCAAAGAAUUCACACAGGGGAGAAGCCGUAUUGCUGUUCUGAAUGUGGGAAAAAGUUUUCACAGAGAAGCCAUCUUCGGAGCCACCAAAGAUUUCACACAGGGGAGAAGCCAUAUGACUGUUCUGAAUGUGGAAACCAGUUCUCUGACAGUAGAAAUCUAAAGACGCACUUUAAAACUCACUCAGGAGAGAAGCCGUAUUGCUGUUGUGAAUGUGGCAAAAAGUUUUCAAGGAGAAGCCAUCUUCAGAGCCACCAAAGAAUUCACACAGGGGACAAGCCAUUUGACUGUUCUGAAUGUGGUAAAAAAUUUUCACAGAGAAUCCAUCUUCAGAUCCACCAAAGAAUUCACACAGGGGAGAAGCCAUAUUGCUGUUCUGAAUGUGGCAAAAAGUUUUCACAGAUAUGCCAUCUUCAGAUCCACCAAAGAAUUCACACAGGGGAGAAGCCAUAUUGCUGUUCUGAAUUUGGCAAAACGUUUUCACAAUGAAACCAUCUUUAGAGCCACCAAAGAAUUU